UAUCCGCCCAGCUGACUUUCUCCAGUUAAAGAAGUGAGUUGAAUCUUCAGCUGGAGCUUUCCCUAAGGUUAAACGAGAACUCCAAGAGGUGAGAAAACUGUAAAAACGGACCAAACCAUCUCUCUGUUGGACUGAUUCAAACAUGUUUUAUGUGUGACUGUAGCAAGGGGUCAGGAUUUUACAGCUUGCCUCGUAGAGCGUUGUGCAACUUGUCUACAAAAACAUGAUUGAUAUGUAUAAGGUCUCAGUGGGCUACUAUAAGGCUAUUCCGAGAUGAGGCAGCCUAUCAUCGUUUGUGUCAGUAUGUGUGAGGUGGUAGAAGGAGGCUUCGUGACAAUUCUAAUUUGAUCACUUCACUACAGUAACAAUUUCACAGUUUCACUGGUAUCAUCACACCGCCAUGUGCCAGUAGAUUCAGUCCUGCCUGCUGAGGACUCUGUCAAUCCUAAAGGACUCUCGAAUAUCUGUCUUCAGUUUAACACCAGGGAGGAAAGUAAAGCAGGGCAAAGUCUGAGGUUAAUUUCUAACAGAGGAUCAAGUAUUAGCCAGAUGAAGCCUGGCAGCAGAGAGUGCUGUUCACUCUUAGGACAGUUGUAAUGUUGACUAUCUUACUAUUGUAUUCCCCUUAUUUAACCUAACACUUUUGUGCAUUGGUGUUUGAUCUUUUCUCAAUUUUCUUUUGGAGGUGGGGGCUCAAGAAAACAGCACCAUGUUCAGAGCCCGUGUGAUUGAUAUAACAGUUCAGCAGCUCUUACUGAGGAAGGUGGUGCCAUGUGUCAGCCUAUGCAGGAACCUGAGAUUUUGGCACCAAACUGUAGGUAAGAAUAAUGUCUGUCUUUUAUUUGGUUCAUUCAAUGGAUUAUUUGUUUAUUUUACAAGCACUGAAAUCUUUUUGUCUUUCCGGGAAAAUAUGUCUCUGCUGCAUUCAAGUGAAGCUGUGAUUGUUAUUUAUGUCAACAUCUGAUCUCAUAAAGGCAGAAUCAAGCUGUAUGGCUUAUAUUUAAACUCUCACAAGUAAUAUUGGCCACAUUUUUUUAUAUUUUUAUUUGACUGAGUGUCUCAUUGUGGAGGGCCUACAACUUGCUUUUCAUGCUCUCCAUGAGUCAUUCAUCCAGCUUAAACUGGUUGUCCAACUGAAGGCAACCUCAAGGUUUUUUUGAGGCUUUACAAGAAUAACUGACUGUGGAAUUUACUGCCUUUGUAUGUCAAACUCUCAUCUACACGAAGGUUGAUACCUUCUCUUCAUCACUUUUGUUUGGCCAUGUUUGUCUUUAGAAAUUUGAUCAGUUAGUUGUGUGCUAAAUGCAUUUAUUGUAUUUUAUUUCAAUGCUUUUGUGACGGUUAUCUCUGUCAGCCACUAUAGCUCCUAUCACAGUUUCUUUGGUAAUACCUGAAAGUUGUCAUAUAUUACUGUUUUAACUCAUAGGUGGAGUGCGGUGGAUGAGCAGCAGUAGACCAGCCCCCCUCCUGACAGCCAUGCCUGUUCGUGCUCUCAUAGAUGAUCAGAUCAGCAUUAAAGCACGUUUCCUGUCGCCACACAUGCCAGUCACAGUGUGUGCAGAAAUGCACUGUGAGGAUGGUGACCAGUGGGAGUCAUUUGCCCAUUUUAAUACAAAGGCAGAUGGCACAGUCAACUGUGAGUCACACUGGGUUAAAACUGAUUUGAAAUUGAAACAUUAGCUAAGAGAAAUGACAAUAGUCUGUGAUGCAUGGGAUUAACAUAUGAUCUGUCUGAUCCAAUCACAAGUGGACAGUUAUGAGUAUAGCUGUUUACAUCUGUACCUGUAGUUUAGGUUGUUUACUGAGGAUGUAUGUUGAUAAUACAUGUAAACACAGCUAAUCAGCCGCUCUGGUUUCUAUGGAGACAGCUGGUAGCUUCCUCCUCUCAUUCUCUCUCUCUCCCCUGAACAGUGACCAGGGACCAUUCAGUCGGGGGUACUUAUUUGGGCUGUGAGCCGAUGGGACUUUUCUGGAGUCUGCAGCCUGCUCCUGGAGCAAGAGAAGGAUUGAGGCAGGUGAUGAAGACGAGUCAACCGAAAGCCAAACAACACAGAAUUUUUUGCAUUAAGUCCAGCUAUCUGCUGUCUCAAACACUUGGCCAUUGAACUUGAUGGAUAAAGGUCAGUGUCCCAUCUGAAAUCCGCUCUCUUUCUCAUCCAAAGGCUGAGGAAGAAAAAUGUAGAGACUCCUUACGUGGUGCAUUUGUGCUUACUGGAGGGCCACGUUUCACCCAGCAAGAGUCAAAACACCAAGCUGGCAUCAGUAACUACUGAGCGCUGGUAUAUGGCCCCAGGUGUACAGAGAGUAGAGAUCCAACAGAACGGUGUCGUAGGAACAUUGUUUUUACCACCUGGUGAGCAAAGGAUAAGAGACAUUCGCUGACACAUUUUAAGACUUGUGUGAAGAAGUGUCCUCUGAACAGCACCAAUUGCACUGAUGUCCUGCAGGCCCAGGCCCAUUUCCUGCCAUGUUGGACCUGUGGGGAAUGGGUGGUGGACUAAUGGAGUAUCGCUCUGCCCUGAUGGCAUCUAGGGGCUACGCUAGCCUGUCCCUGGCCUACUUUGGGCACAAAGACUUACCUGGUCCACAAAGCCAUGUGAAUGUUGGUGAACCUUAUUUUAAGGUAAGAAGGGAUGUAGUUUUAAACCUUUUUAACAGCACCACAAAAGUUUCCGGUUUGAUGCAACCAAUUUUUUUUAACCACAAAAUAUGACAUUUUUCGUGUGUUGACAGGCAGCAUUUCAACUGCUUCGAGAUCAUCCUCAGGUCUGUGCUGACAGAGUUGGGAUUAUCGGGCUUUCCUUUGGAGUCUAUAUCACUCUUCAACUUGCAACCAGGAUUGGUGUUAAAGUGAGUUAACCUUUUGAAAAUCAAUCACACAUUAAAAUCACAGAUGCUUGCUUAACAUAAACUGAUUUAAAAUAAAAAUGACUGCAUCCAUAAAAUAAGAAAAAGAAAUGAAUAAUGAUUUGGAUUGAGUUUCACAAGGUCAGAAUAAGUUCUAUGAAGUCAGAAUAAGUUUCAUGAGCUCACUAAGUUAACGGUCUGAGUUCUCCUUUUUCAGCCAUCUUGCUUGAUCUGCAUUAACGGUCCAAUGGUGAGCAGCUUUAAUCUCUCACGUGAAGAUGGCCUGACUGGAAGUGUCGAGGGGUAAGUGGUGGUCAAACAUGUUAUAUAUCAUUAAGAUCAAGUUCCAGUGUCAAAGAUGUUCCUAAACUUGUACUCAAAUUCACAUUUGGUGUAAAUUGUGACAUCAUUUCAAAGCAGAAAAGUGUCUGUCACUGAGAAUUUAACAACUUUGCCAAAGACUGAGAAAAUAUUUCUCUAUCAAUUUGUCUUUUAGAAACAAGUUAGUUUGGACGUACGAUGAUCAAGGUCAUGUCGUUUUUGUCUCUGCGUUCGAAAGCUACCCACCUGAGACUAAAGUGAAGGUGAUGUCAAAGACUCAACAGCCUCUCUGGCCUCAAACACAAAAGACUCAUGUUUUAAGAGCACCAAAGCAAUACAUCCAUAAUUUUCUGCUUGUGAGAGAAGGUUAACUCCAGGUUAAAAUUUUGUGUUUUGCAGAUUGAAGACAUUGAAUGCCCCUUCAUGUAUGUGGAGGGUGAGGAUGACGUGAACUCUUUAAGCAAAGAGAACGCAGACAUGGUAGAAACUCUCUUAUUGCUACUUUUUUUUUUUAAUCUGCACUGCAUACAAUCGAUACCAGAUGCAUUCAUGGAAAAGUUUUGAACUACAUUAAUUAUAGCGUCCAUCAUUUGAAAAUCUUCAUUUGGCUUGAUCCUGUAACUUAUCUUUGAACUUGACUAAAAUGCUCUUUCACACUUAUUUAUGUACUUAUUGGUUGUCAUAGUACUGACGUUCUCUUUAUCAGAUCGAGCAGGCUAUGAACGCUGCAGGUAAAUCUCACCUAUUCACCCGCCUGUCAUAUCCCGGAGCUGGUCACCUGAUUGAACCACCUUAUGCACCCAAUGCAAGAAAGUGUCUCUGGAGGGUCAAACCAGACAAGCGUGAGCUCUGCACCGUUACAUUUUUGAUGCAUUUCUGUUGGUUUCAAUAAUAGAAACUAUGUGCAAUACAAAAUGCUUUUUGUAUCUCCUGCAGUGUUUGUUCUGUGGGGAGGUCAUCCUGCACCUCACGCUGCUGCACAAGAAGAUUCUUGGAAGAAGAUCCUGGCUUUUUUGGAAAGUCAUUUGAGAUCAUGAUGAACAUGACUGUAAAAAGUUGAAUGAGGGGAAUGUUUUGGCUUUAAGAUGUGAAGGACUGUAUCAACAAAUUUGCUCCUUUCUUUUAAGACUCUCAAGUGACUGCAAAAUGUCCCCCCAAAAAUUAUUCGACCAAAAAAAUUAAGGGGAAAAAAACUGGUCUCAAACUUGUCAACAACAUCUCUACAAGGGAGGGAAAGUCACCCUUGCUAAUCUUAAGAUCCCUUCAAUUGUCUGCUUAGUGUAGAUGAAGCUGUUAUGAUCAACAGAUCAGAUGAAAUCGGUUAAAAGUGACUUUUUUUCUUGUCUUGUGUAUGUGCCUGCAUGUUACAUACUGCUAUGGUUACUUUUGUCCAAAAGGUGGUGCUACUGGAACUGUUGAUGCAGAUGUGCAGCUCUGAUUGUUGUUUGUUUGGUUUUUCAUGUAUUUUGUUUAGGUGAAACUGUGUUUUUAUAGUAAAUGUAUGUACAAACACUGAACACAUUUUUAUUGAAAUCAGAAUUCACAAGUAUGUGGUUUUUAAUUUGCUCUUAUCAUUUUUACAUUUUAUUUGUAUGCCAUAAAUGUUUAUGCUCCUCAGUCAAUAACAUCAUAAAGAUACACGAUUGGCGAUAGCUGAA
Messenger RNA from Xyrichtys novacula (pearly razorfish), 4826 nucleotides. The record is from the annotation of a GenBank genome assembly. Lineage: Eukaryota; Metazoa; Chordata; Actinopteri; Labriformes; Labridae.